GCAUGGGCUUUUAUUACUGUUCAUCACGUCCAUGUAGUGAAACAAUGGUGCUAAAUAUUUUGACGGAAAUUUAACUGGAAGUAGUUGCAUAGUCUGCACUGUAAUGCUCAGUGAGCUGGAUUCCUGCGGUUGUUUGAUUUUACACAUCGUGUGAUCAGCUGUUAAAGACCAUGGCAGAUUAUUUAAGUGAUGCUUCCUCCGACAGUGAAUCAAAUAGCCGGAAUUCUGAGGAUUCCAGCUACAGCAACCUCUCUACGAUCCCAGAUAACUUGAUCCCCCGUGCCAAAGAGAUCCUCUCCCUCAAAAUGAACCACAAUGAGAUUUUAUUGCUCCCACCGUCUAUAUCUGUGUUUGUGAACUUGCUCUCUCUUGAUCUCAGCAAUAACCACCUAACUCAUAUACCUAAAGAGUUGAUAAGUCUUAGGUGUUUAAGGAAACUUCUAGUCAAAAGCAAUGGAUUAUCCUGUGCAUCUAUUCCUAAGGACUUUGGACUGCUGUCAUCUUUGGAGGUGUUAAACUUUAGUGGAAAUUCACUUGAAACCUUUCCUCCCCAGUUUACAGAACUAUCAAAUCUACGACGUCUUUACCUGGGUGGGAAUUGUAUAUCAGAAAUGCCAAAUUCUAUCAAAAACUUGCAGAGACUAGAGGUAUUGUACCUCGGUGGAAAUCGACUAACAGAGGUCCCAGCAGAAAUAGGACAGCUUUAUAAUCUCUCCUGUUUAAUACUGUGUGACAAUCAAAUUCAAAGCAUUCCACCAACACUGAUCCAGCUCCGAAAAUUACAGUCGCUAAGUCUCCACAAUAACCAAAUCUCUACCCUCCCUCCUGAGAUUGUGAGACUUAAUCUCUCGGAACUCAGUCUCAGGAAUAAUCCUCUUGUGAACAAAUUUGUACAAGACAUGACUUACGAACCACCCACUCUACUAGAGCUAUCAGGAAGAGUGAUUAAAAUAGAAAAAGUCAAGUAUACCAAAAACGAUCUCCCUAGUAAUCUACGAAAAUAUCUGGCAUCUGCUCAGAGAUGUGUGAACCCCAAAUGUAAAGGUGUGUAUUUUACAUCAAGGAUUGAGCAUGUGAAGUUUGUAGACUUCUGUGGGAAAUAUCGCCUCCCCUUGUUGCAGUAUCUGUGUUCCCCUCAGUGUAGGACAAUACCAGCUGUGUACCACAGCAGCAGUGACACCGAAACAGACGAAGAGGAAGUGGCCAACGCAAAACUACGCCGCGUGCUGCUGGGGUAGCCAUCUGCUACAUCACAAGACAAUGCUUCCAUGCCCCCGCACAAAUGGCAAACAGAAUAGAUGUUAUCUAUCAAUGCAUUGAAACCACAUUCACAGAUUUAUGAAACUGUAUGUCAUUGUGGUUUGAAAUGUAUUCCAAAAGUCUUAAAUGUGAAAUACGGGUAUUUGUAAUUUUUUUUUUUUUAGAGUUUAGUUAAUUAUAGUCUAUGGAAAGGUAUAUUUUUGUUGACUUCUGUUUUUCUUUUUUAUGAUUAAUAUCCAAUGAAACUGCUAUAAGAUAUAUAUUGAAUUAAACACUUAUCUUGAAGUAAAAAUUAGUGAUACUGUCUGUUACUUGCUUCAGCAAAGUUUUACACUUGGAAAAUGUGCAAAAUUGUGUUAAUUGUACAAGAUUAUCGGUGUUUGUAUCCCCAUUACUGCAGCAAUGUCACUAUAUCGAGAGAACUUAUUUAAUUAUUAUUUUUCACUAGUCCAAUUUGUCUCACAGUCUUUUUUUUAAAUAUGUU
This is a messenger RNA of Saccostrea echinata, 1744 nucleotides long. RefSeq names its product leucine-rich repeat-containing protein 58-like. Gene Ontology annotation, molecular function: protein binding. The transcript is spliced from 3 exons. The coding region runs from base 171 to 1238 and encodes 355 amino acids. Lineage: Eukaryota; Metazoa; Mollusca; Bivalvia; Ostreida; Ostreidae. The record is from RefSeq and is a predicted model, not a curated record.